GGGAUAAGGAAUAAUACGAAGAUGACUAGCAAAGGGUUGCUGAGAGGAGCUUCGUUAACUGCAAACGCAGUUUGGCAUAGAAGCAGUUUCUUCCCAAAGGUAACGGUUAGCGUCCACCCCAAGUUGGUGAAAUUUCAGAGCUUCUCAUCAACCACCGCUUGCUCCUCUCUUCCACCCCCGGAUUUGCCUCGUUUGGCAAAAACUGCUCAAAUUUCACUUACCCCAAACGAGGUUGAAGAAAUUGCUCCCAAAAUUCAACAAGUUAUAGAAUGGUUUGGACAGCUGCAGGGUAUUGAUCUUGAAAGUGUUGAACCCUCGAUCAGAGCAGAGACUGAAAACAAUUUGCGUGGUAAUGCUCCUGAAACAUUUGACCAUAGGGACGCCUUGAUCGCUUCUGUCCCGAGCUAUGAGGAGCCUUAUAUUAAAGUUCCGAGGGUCUUAAGCAUGGACUAAAGUUAAAAUUGCUUAGACGAGUUAUUUGGUAGAAGGAAAACACAUUCAGACUAUUUUAUGUUGUACUUUGAAGUUUGAAUCUUUUUGGUUCUUUGUGACCCAGCUCUUAUUUUGAAUUUUUAUGAGGGAAUUCAGUUCGGCUCGUGAACUCUGCUCUUGCACUAAGUUUUGUUUUAUGAUGAACAUUCGCUAUUUUUUUCUUCUGUAA
Molecule: messenger RNA, 661 nt
Organism: Glycine soja
Lineage: Eukaryota; Viridiplantae; Streptophyta; Magnoliopsida; Fabales; Fabaceae
Product: glutamyl-tRNA(Gln) amidotransferase subunit C, chloroplastic/mitochondrial-like
Exons: 5
Coding region: 22-453 (143 amino acids)
Biological process (GO): glutaminyl-tRNAGln biosynthesis via transamidation; regulation of translational fidelity
Cellular component (GO): chloroplast
Molecular function (GO): glutaminyl-tRNA synthase (glutamine-hydrolyzing) activity
Source: RefSeq, a predicted model, not a curated record